Schizosaccharomyces osmophilus is the source of this 1185-nucleotide messenger RNA. It is a transcript of the gene cdb4, whose product is annotated as endonuclease Cdb4. NCBI's taxonomy places the organism in Eukaryota, Fungi, Ascomycota, Schizosaccharomycetes, Schizosaccharomycetales, Schizosaccharomycetaceae. The record is from RefSeq and is a predicted model, not a curated record. The transcript is spliced from 2 exons. Bases 1 to 1185 code for a protein of 394 amino acids.
AUGAAUUCAAUACAUCGCGGUUACAUGGGUAAAGAAGUUAAGCAAGAGACUUCUGUUGACUACAGCUUGAACAAUUCUGAAACUAUUAACAAGUACAAGCUUGCUGGUGAAGUUUCUCAAAAUGUCUUGAGCAAGGUCGUCGACUUGUGCAAAGAGGGAGCUAAGCUCUUCGACAUUUGUGUUCGCGGUGAUCAGCUCUUGGAAGAGGCUGUUGGUAAGGUUGCACGCGGCAAGGACUCUUAUAAGGGUAUUGCUUUCCCCACUGCUGUUUCUCCUAAUGGAGUUGCUGCACACUUGUCUCCCUUGUCUGGUGACCCCGAAGCCAACAUUACUUUGAAGGCAGGUGAUGUUGUCAAGGUUUUCUUGGGUGCUCAUAUUGAUGGUUUCGCUUCUUUGGUCGCUACUACUCUUGUCGUUUCCGAAGAAACCAUCAGUGGUCAAAAGGCAGACGUGAUUGCUGCUGCUCAUGCCGCCUUGAAGGCCGCUCAACGUACCAUCAAGCCUGGAAACAACAACUGGCAAGUCACUGACAUUGUCGAUAAAAUUGCUACUACUUAUGGAUGCAAGCCUGUUUCUGGUAUGCUCACUCACCAACAAGAAAGAAAUGUGCUCGACGGUAAAAAGCAAAUCAUUUUGAAUCCUUCUGAAACUCAACGUGCACAAUUUGACAACUUUACAUUUGAAGAAGGUGAAGUUUAUGGUGUCGAUAUUUUGGUCUCUUCUUCCCCUAGUGGAAAAAUUAAGCGUUCUGACAUUGCUACCCGUAUUUACAAGAAAAAUGAUACCAAGUAUAUGUUGAAGCUUCAAGCCAGCCGUAAGGUCUAUUCUGAAAUCCAAAACAAGUUUGGUGCUUAUCCCUUUUCCACUCGUAACAUCAACCAAGACAGCAGAACCAACAUGGCUUUUGGUGAAUGCACCCAACACGAGCUUUUGUAUCCUUAUGAUGUUUUGACUGAUAAGGAGGGUGGUUAUAUUGCUGAGUUUUACUCCACUAUUGCUUUAACCAAGAAUGGUACCAUCGCCUUUAGUAAUGCUGAACCCAUCAACAGCAUCCAAUCCGACAAGAAGAUUGAGGAUCAGGAAAUCAAAUCCCUUCUCCAGAUUCCUUUGAAGACUAGCACCGCUAGCAAGAAGAAAAAGAGUAACAAGAAGAAGUCUACCGGUGAGAGCAAGCCUGCUCAGUAA